Sodiomyces alkalinus F11 is the source of this 3681-nucleotide messenger RNA. RefSeq lists its product as hypothetical. The record is from RefSeq and is a predicted model, not a curated record. Lineage: Eukaryota; Fungi; Ascomycota; Sordariomycetes; Glomerellales; Plectosphaerellaceae. Gene Ontology annotation, molecular function: protein binding. The transcript has 28 exons. The coding region runs from base 1 to 3681 and encodes 1226 amino acids. Gene Ontology annotation, cellular component: nucleoplasm.
AUGGAUGCGCAGAAUGCUCCCGGGUCCGACAAGACGAAGCCUGCUGCUUCUCCCACCCGGGCUGGUGGCACCCAACCGGACGGCGAGCAGAUCAAAAAGACUAACAACAGCGACGGCACUGGCCUGAGUACGAACGAUGACGCCGCUGUAAAAACCAGCACCAGCACCAGCACCAGCACCAUCACCAACCCCCCCUCUAAGAGCACCGGAGUGCCCGUUCCCCCGGAACAUCCUCGACACUCCCGUCUCGAUAUCCAGUCUACUCCCGACUUAACAGCUCGUUCUACCACUCCCGCUGUUGAUAAUAAUGUGGAUUCAGCCAACGGUGACCGGGAUUCUGACGCCGAAACCAUCGUGUUGCCCGGCAAAGAUGGACACUCGCCCUCCAAAGUUAGGAAAGUGAAACAUGAAGACGGCAGCGACGGUGACGGUGAUGCACUUGAUUCUCGAAAACCACGUGAAUCGGCUUCCGCGAAAGAUGGAAAUCAUGCCGAGAAAAAAGCCACGAGUGGUGGCGACAAAUCGGACAAAUCGCGGUCGGAGCAUGGUCUGCAGGAGAAGAAACACCUCGAAAAGUUUGCUAAAGCCAACGAUGGAUCCAGCGGCCUGAGCUCUGCUCCAGCUUCGCCUCCAGACCACCGACGACCCCGCCGUCGUACGGUUCACGACGACUCGGACUCCGAUUCUGAUUCCAAACAACGUCACAUCCGCAAGCCUUCUGCCAAUAAGGCCCGUGCGAAAUCCACUGAUCAGGUUCUGUCGCCUCAAAAACGCAAGGCAUACCGAGCAGAGUCGGGAGGCGAGGCUGAGGAUCAGAAAUCUGCUCGGCGCCGGCACCUUGACGCCCGCGGUGACUGGAGUUCCCAACGAGAUCACAAGCCACCAACAUCCUCGAAGACACAUGCCGAUGCCAACAACCAAAGAUCUACAUCCCCCUCGAGCCGUGCACAUAGACGGAGCAAGAAGAGACGUCUUCCGCCCCCUUUGCCCACAGCCGACGCCAACCCUUCCCCGGCCAGGGCGCCUGCGUCCAAGAAGCACUACGAGGACUUGAACAUCGCGGACUAUGCCGGAAAUACCCCGCUUCAGAGUGCUGCGAUACAUGGUUAUGAGGACAUUGUCAAGCUACUCAUCGAUGCGGGAUGCAGCCUGGAUUGUGUCAACGAAAUCAAGGACACCCCGCUGCUGGACGCUGUCGACAACGGAGAGGAGCCGUUAGACCGUAUCCGGGCUGCCUUGAUCGAAGCAAAGCAGAGGCAUGCCGAGUUGAACGAUAAUCGAUCAUCCAAUGGGCCCGAGAGCCCCCGCCAUUCGCCAGGGGCUACCAGCCUCGGGCGCCGACCUACGGCGAGCCGAGCGACAAAGACUAGCAAUCACCACCUUUAUGAAACAGUUACCAGGGUGCUGCAGGUGAGAGACAACUGCGACGACCCCGCAGCCAUGGUCGCGGCCGCUCGAGGUGGCCAUGAAGUCGUUCUCCAGCUGCUGCUGGCACUUGGUGGCGCGAACCCGGACCCGCCACCUGUGCGUGGCAUGGCGCAGGAAGAAAACAUCAAUUACUACUACGAAAUCGCGAGACGCCGCCAGGGGACCAACUGGAAGGAGGAAGAACAACUCCUCAAGAACGCGUUCGAUGCGUAUAGGAAAGCGCAACGCGAAAACAAAACCAAGUCCCCCGGCAGGCGAGAGCGAGAGCCUGGCCGAACAACGGAAACCGAGGCGAAAAAGCUAUCUACAUCGGGCUGGGGUUCUGCUGACCACGAAGACCAAACAUCGUCCCCUAAACGUGCUGCCGGCGCAGCUUCACGCAAAUCGCGACUUUCAUCCGAAGGUGAGACGGUAAAGCCCCGUCGAAAGCUGCAACGGCGAGCUAGCAUAAUGUCGAGCGAACGAGCAAUCAAGAGGGAUGAGUCCAGAGACAAGCUCCCGGCCGUCACGCCACCGCAUUCGGGGAAGGAGCGGCGACCGAAGGCUUCCGACUUGGUGGAUGAACAACAACCGAAACCAGCUCGCGACGUGGCGUCGAAACCGAACCGAAAGCAACCACACCAGUCGGGCUCGAACCCCGGAGACAAGCCUAGCGUACAGGUGAAGUCGGAGGACAUGGACGUCGAGAUGCCGGAUAGGGAGCGACAGGAGGAAAAGAAGAAACGAAGAGAGGCCGAAGCCGAGGAAGCGCGACGAAACGAAGAUGCGCAGAGGGAGCGCGCGGCCGAGAAGAAGCGACGCGAAGAGCAAGAAUACAAACCUGAAGAGGAGGAGAGGAAGCGCAAGGCGGCGGAGGAUGAGAAGAGGGAGAGAGAACGAAAGCGGGAGAGGGAGAGGAAGCGGCGCGAAGAGGAGAAGAGACGGGCCGAAGAAGAGAAGAGGCGGGCCGAAGAGGAGAAGAGGCGAGUCGAGGAGGAGAAGAGGCGGCUUGAAGAGGAGGAAAGGGAACGUAGGCGAAAGGAAGAGGAGGACAAACUGCGGCGGCAGCGACAGCAGCAGCGCGAAGAAGAGGAACGCCUGCGCCAGGAACAACUGGAACGCGAGGCGGCCGAACAGGCUCGUCUCCGACGCGAGGAAGAAGAGCGCAAAGAACGCGAGCAUCGCGAACGUGUCAAGCGGGAAGAGGCCGAGCGCAAACGAGCUGCUCACGAAGAGGCGAUGCGGCGAGCGAGAGAAGAACAGGAACGACAGGAGCAGGUGGCCAAGCGGCCGGCGCUUCUGCGCUGGCUUGACAGCUGCCCGAAUCCCCAGGCGGUUGCGGAGAGAUUCAAGAGUUUACAUGGCGUCCGAUACGACACGAUCCGUCACGAGGCGAGGGGAACCCCUGAGGGUAGGGAGCAGUGGGUCUUGAACGUACAAGUGGCGCUGUUGCUUGGGAUCAAAGACUUGGAUUUGGCCAGAUACCCGGAAUGGGAGCGUAUCCCCGUGCCGAACAUUGCCAAAAAUGUCGUUUGGUGCCUGGUACAGGACGAAUACGCCCUGACCAGGUUGCCGCUCCGCGACCUCGGAGCCACCCUCCCGGAUUAUUAUGAUCCUGGCCCGGAUCCGUACAGCAUGUAUCCCCAUACAAUGGUAAAGCUUCGCAAUGCAACUCGAGAGCAGUUCCUUGGGAUGGACAUGUUCUUCGUCAAGCUCUCGGACUUGAUGCACGUUGUCCCCAACUUCCCACACCUGCGAGAUGUCACGGUGACUGUGCACUACAGAGAGUUGCCCGAAAGCGAAGCGGAUUGGCGUUUGUCAAAAUACCCGGGGAGGUGGAAGCAGGACCCGGAUGCGGGCCGGUAUUACGGCUUCGCGCCCCAAGCCACAUUCUGGGUCAACGGCGUCAAGGGGGGAGAGCGGUUACCCGGCUUCUCAGCCGUCAGCAGGGAACCGUUCCCGGAGAGGCGGGCGCCGCGAAGGGGCUUGGUACAAGUUUUCCCUGACGACCCGGACUACGCAAGGAUUUGCAAGGAGCAAGGACUCGAACAUCUCUUGGAGGAACAGAGAAGCGCUUCGCGGUUUAACGGCGCUCACCCGUCUCCCAUCAGCGCGACUAGCGGAAGGGAGCACGAGAACGUUCCCGACUCCUCGAAUACCGACCACGAUCGACCUUCUACGGCUUCUGUACCGGUAGUUGACUCGUCGAAGGAGUCCCAAACUCUUGUUAACGGUGUGCACGGGCUUCGAGUGGACGGUGCGGCAACAAACUAA